CUGUCAUUGACUUGGCUUUUCUAGACCAGGAAAUUAGCGGUGACUCAGAAUAUCACUUCUCAACAGCAGUGGUGUCGUCCGAAGUACGAAGCAGAAAAAGAGUAUCCUAACUAUACUCGGAGGUUUUUCCUGAGAUAUUCACAAUCAAAACUUUUAAGAAUGUCGCUGUAUCCAUCCCUCGAGGAUCUUAAGGUGGACAAGGUCAUGAAGGCUCAGACCCAAUUUGCCCAUACCACUGCUACCCCAGCCAUCGCUGAGGGGACCUACCAGCCACCGGCUGCUGGGCUGGGGAUGCCAUCAUCAGCCCUGUACCCGAACUGGCUGGAGGAGCUGGGAGAGUACAUGGGCCUGCGCCUUGACAGUGAUGAGGUGCAGAGGAACAUGGCCUUGGUGCCCAUGGCAGACAAUCAGGUGGCGGUGUCCUCUGGCAUGGGCAUCAGUGGCAUGGUGUGUCCCGUGACGGGGUCCGACUUGGGCAUCAAGAGGGCAGAGAUCCGUCCCGGCCUGCGUGAGAUCAUCCUCUGUAAGGACCAAGAUAGGAAGGUCGGCCUGAGGCUAAGAGCCAUCGACAAUGGCGUGUUUAUCCAGCUGGUUCAGGCCAACUCCCCGGCCGCCCUGGGGGGCCUGCGCUUCGGAGACCAGGUCCUCCAGAUCAACGGGCAGAACUGUGCUGGCUGGAGCCUGGACAAGGCCCACAAAGCCCUGAAGGUUGCUGCGGAGACCCGCAUCGAGCUCAUUGUCCGGGACAGGCCGUUCCAGCGUACUGUCACCAUGCACAAAGACAGCUCAGGCCACGUUGGGUUCAUCUUCAAGUCGGGCAACAUCACCUCGCUGGUCAAGGAUGGUUCGGCCGCUCGCAACGGCCUGCUGACGGCCCACUACAUCUGUGAGAUCAACGGACAGAAUGUUAUCGGCCUCAAGGAUGCUCAGAUCAAGGACAUCCUGACCACCUCUCCUACAGCCAUGACCAUCACCAUCAUGCCCAAGUUCAUCUACGAACACAUGGUCAAGAGAAUGUCCAGCGGUCUGCUGCGGUCAGCCAUGGACCACUCUGUGCCAGAGGUGUGAAGGCCGGAACGUGACCACGCCUCCUGCAGGAUGUCUACAAUCUCCAGAGUUCCCAUUGGGCCCCCAAAACAGCCAAUAGGGUCAACUCGCUCUCGCUCUCUGUACUGAAAAACUUAUUGUAUCACAGUCACCGCCUUCGUCUUUCAUCGUAGCAUAAUCUAAAUAUACUUUUUUUUUUCUUUUUUUUUUUUCAAUGGUUCAAAUAUUGUUAUUCGAUGUAGUUCCUUUUCUACUUCUAUCCCUUGUCUAUUUUUACAUGUUUCAUCUCUUUAUAUGAUAACUCUUGUAGUCCAGUAUUGUUUUCUUAUAAUUAUGUUUGUGGCAUUGCAUUGAGUACACCUUUUGUUUUAAAGCCAUGCGCACUAUCAUGAGUCCAGAGCUUCCCCAUAAAGAGCAUGGAAAUGGUUAUUUGGCUCGUGACCUUUCACCUUUUGUGUCAAAAUGCUGUAAAAGCCAAUGAUCUCCAUGGUUGUUGAUCAUAAACCUGUUCCCCUAUGCAGCUGGGACAUUACGCUGGGCGGACCCACUAAGUGCACUUUCCUGUAACCAUUAAUGUUUUUUUUAUUGUUCCAAGUCGAGUCAAAAUUAACUACAACGUAUGUCAACAAGUAUGUAGACGUUAACCGGGAAUGGAUUUGUUUGCACAAAGUAAUCAAGAAACUGAAGUUAUUAAUAUGUACGUAUCGAGGGUUCCCAACAAUCAUUUCCUAUACUUGUUGAUUGAUGUGCACAGCAAGACAGUCGCUCUGGAUAAGAGCGUCUACUAAAUGACUAAAAUGUAAAUGUAAAAUGUAAGACGGAAAACGUGACCUGGGCUCUGAAUCACAAAACAAUUCUCACGCAAAAACGUAAACAUUAACAUUUCCAAUAACCUUUUUGAGGAAUAGCAACUUUGCCUUAACUCUCUUCAUAAGUCCAGAGUUAAGG
Messenger RNA from Salvelinus sp. IW2-2015, 1995 nucleotides. Lineage: Eukaryota; Metazoa; Chordata; Actinopteri; Salmoniformes; Salmonidae. The record is from RefSeq and is a predicted model, not a curated record.